AUCGAGACCGAUGAAGGUAUUUGGAAUGCAUGCUAAUGGUGAAGCAUAAACUGGGCGGGCCGGUAUGGAUGAUAGAGCAAGUAGUAGUAGUGUCGUUGCAGGCGGAGAAGAUAGAAUAAGCAAUUUGCACGAUAAUAUCAUUCUUCACAUUCUAUCUUUCCUUGACCUGAAAUAUGCUGUUCGGACUAGUGCAUUGUCUCGGAAAUGGAAGCAUACUUGGACUUCAAUCCCUUGUGUUAACUUGAAUCCUGACGUUUUUCAAACCAAGUAUAAGUUUUCCAAGUUUGUCAAGCGUGCACUAACUUGCCGAAACACUGGUGUUAAAGAUUCUGCGAUUAAGCUCACGUUCAGGGGAUCAAUCGUCCAGGGGUUUGUUAACAAUAUCGUAACAUAUACAUACUCGUAUAAUGUUAGCAAACUGACUUUGAUAUGGCCCACUUGCACUUACGAUGAGCUCCCAGAAUAUCUUUUCAGUUCGUGCACUCUCAAGCAUCUCACUCUUGAUAAUCAAGCUCAUGUUUUCUACCGUAAAAGCCGCAUCAAACUAAAUUCUGCUUGGAGACUUCCUGCUUUAGAAACUCUGAAUUUGACUGAUCUAGAGAUAGGUUAUAUUGAAUCUAAGAGACCUAAUCUUUUUUCCGAGUGUGUGAACUUAAAGGACAUCACCUUGUGUCGUUGUAGCGUGAAUGAGUUGGGCACAUUCACUAUUUGUACUCCGCAACUGGUUAAUCUCACAAUUACAGAUUGUGACAUAUGGUCGUCAGUUCUCAAAGUGAAAGCUCCUCAACUUAAGAAUCUGACGGUGUCAUGUAACAACACAUUUCCAAAGUUUUUCAGCUUUAAUGCUCCUCAACUUGAGAAUCUUACUGCAAGUGUCAGCACUAGUGCGAUUAGUUUUCCAUUCAAUCAUUUUCUGUCGUUUUCCCGACAUAAUUUCAAUUCGCUAGAGAAAGUGAAUCUCUCUUUAAGAUCUAGGUAUAAUGAAAAGCAAGAGGUUUCCCAACGACUGCUCGAUUUAUUCAAGAUAUUGCGCAGUGCCAAAUCUCUGAUCCUUGAUGUGCACAUCAUUGAGAGUCUCUCAUCAAGCCUGGAUCAACUAGCACAUGAACCUUGUCCGUUCAAUAACUUGAAGUUAUUGAAGAUAAAUAUGGUUCCACUGAAGCAAAAGGACCCAAUACCUGCAGUAUUUACUCAAGUUAUAAAUUACUUGCUUGAGAACUCUCCAUAUGCCACUGUCAACAUGGAUUUACCACAGGUGCCCCAAAAGAGAUCAUGGCAGCAGGUACCUAAUGAAGACAGGCCUAAGAAGGCGACCAAGCUGGAGACAGGAAUAUCGACUAUGGUUGAUGAGAAAAAAUUGCUGGAGGCUCAAAUACAAAUGCAAGAUCAAGUCAUUGCAAAGCUGAGGGCAGAAAUAGAAAAGAAAGAUGAAGUUAAUGCAAAGCAAAGGGCAGAACUAGAAAAGAAAGAUCAAGUUAUUGCAGAACUGAAUGAAAGAAUACAAAUGCAAAAUGUCAAUAACAUUCAAAGCCAGUUAGUUCAUGCUGCAGAACUUCCUGCGGUACCUGGACCAUCUUCAGCUAAUGCAAGUUUUCCACCAACUUGACUCCAUGGCUAUUAAUACCGAUGAUGGGUCAAAAGGACAACAAUAACUUCACUCCAUGGUAUGCACCCUUAAUGGCUUACACCCGUUAUUUAACCCAUUUGACCUAUCGAUUGGUUUUGUCGCAUAAAGAUAUGAGUGAUGGUUGUUGAGAAGCUAUAUAACCGACUUCAUAUUUUAUAUCUUUAAGAUUUGUAGUCUUGUUUAUUUUUAAUUUACUAUGAUGUUGUAGUUGUUUAAGGUAAUUGCCUUUUAUAUGCAUCGGUACUUUGCUGUGGUGAA
Molecule: messenger RNA, 1885 nt
Organism: Erigeron canadensis
Lineage: Eukaryota; Viridiplantae; Streptophyta; Magnoliopsida; Asterales; Asteraceae
Product: FBD-associated F-box protein At2g26860-like
Exons: 4
Coding region: 65-1606 (513 amino acids)
Molecular function (GO): protein binding
Source: RefSeq, a predicted model, not a curated record